UUGCUUCGUCUCCGCAAGGCGGCUGGCGACAAGCGGAUUCUUCCGGUUCCGUCUAUCUGUCAGGAACGCUGUUCACGGUCGAGGAACGUUCUGCAUGUUAUGGCGAGAAAAAUAGGAGUACGCUCAAUUUAUGACACGCAUAACAAUGUUGCUCUGGCUGACGGUGAACAACAUGGUCCUGAAGACCUCAAAGAGAAGCUCAGCAAAGUCAGGGAGGUUGUGCCAAGCAUGAGCAAGGACCAGAUAUGCAUGGCUCUGAGGACUUACGACUAUGAUGUCAAUGCUACUAUUACUGCAAUAUCAGAAAAUGGACCUGAAGAGGCUUUACGGGAAUGGAACUGUGCAGGAAACAAAGUCAAGCCGACAAACAAGAACAGGAAGAGGAAAAAGAAGCCCAAGAAAGAACCAGCUGCCGGCUCUGUUGGGGAAAACCAGGAGGCUGGUGCCGGAGGCGAUGGUAAGGAUGUGGCCUUUGGGAAAGUGGAGGAGGACAAGGAAAAACUGGAAGGACAGCUUACUUCUGCCUCCCCUGAAGAAGCACCAGUGAGCUCUUACAAGCAAAAUGGUAGUGAACCUGAUAAGUAUCCCAAGGUGUCCUAUGGCUGGGGUGAUGACCCACCUCCAGAGGAGCCCUCGCAGGAAGACGACGAUAAACCAGAGGAAUUCGCAGAGUAUGAAACCAAAAGCAGCAGCAGACCAGUGCAUUCGCAUAGCAGUGGGCGCUCUAAAAGUAGCCCUGAUAUCAAAUGCGCGGACAGUAAUGAAGCAAGUUCUCUUCCUUCCAGCAGCAGCAAUAGCACCCUUCCCAAAAAAACAUCCAUCCAGGAUGGACUCGGCCUUGAGAAAUCAUUAAAGGAUCUUUCUCGCCAGACAGUAGCACUCCAGAGGGUGCAAGUUCUUCUGGAAGAGCAGCUCACAAAAGCUGAAAAAGCAAUCAAAGUUGCUUUCUUGGAAGUACAAAAAGCCUUGAACGACCGUCAGGCUCAAUUAGAAGAGGAAAUGGAAAAAGUGAAAACUGAUGCUCGUUUGAUGCUGCUGCAACGCCAGAAAUUAGCUGCCGAGCUGAAGUCACGCAGUGAAACAGCUUCCUCUCUCUCAGAACAGAGCUUGACCGAGUUGCGAGAUGAUAUCAAGCAUUUUGUAGUUGAACGUAAAUACGAUGAAGAGCUGGGUAAAACUGCAAGGUUUGUCUGCACAAAGGAGAAGAUUGAAAAGGAAAUCAAGGAUUUUGGCCAAGUGGUUCACGUGAGGGAUCCGUACACAUCUCGGCGACUGUCAAUGUCUUCUGUGGCCAGUUCAAGCUACCAUGAUUCUGGUUACCACCCGUCAGCCACAUCCAGUCCAGUUUACAGGAGUCAGUAUUAUUCAUAUGAUACAAUGAAAGAAGAGGAGUACAGAGGAAGAAAGUUUGAGGGAACUGGCGGCUAUAAUCGUCCCUCAGAUGGUCGUUCCGCCAAGGUGUACACCAAUAGCCACCGCAGCACCUUCACUGGCUCUUCCCCUGGUGGCCCUCGUUCAGGCGGCUACUCACGUGGAGGCCGUGGCCGCCGGCCAGAUGACACACGCUAUGGAGGUUCAGAUCGUGGCGGCGGCCGGGGCGGAUAUGGAGGCGGAGGUCGCCCUCACCGCUACAACACAAGUGCCACAGGCCGGGGCCGCUACACGGCUGACUUCGGCCGCCACACGGCUGACUUGGGCUGCCAUGCUACUGAGUUGGGCCGCCAUUCAUGGGAUGAGGACAGCACUAGCAAGCCUUCACCGGAUGGAUUGAAUGGCCAAUUUUAGGCCAUUAAUCUUUUGUUUUUGCCCUCGGAGCACCACUGUCCUGUUUCCCCACUCUGGGUGUCCCAAAUUUUUUUCUUUUUUUUUUUUUCUGUGGCAGUGCAAUAUCGUGUCCAGGCACCAGGAAGUGUACAUGUGUGCCCCCCCCCCCCCCCCCCUCCCAUUUUAUUUCUUGCACUUGUUUGUGCCUGGUUCUCUAUGGCUUGUGCCAAACAACAAAAAGGCAUAACCUUGGGUUUCUUGUAGUGUGCCUUAACACUGUUUGAUGUGGGACCUCCUGAGAGUGCUGUAAGGGCUUGAAGUGUGCUGGCAUUCUUGUAGUUCAUCAGCACACUGGCAUGGUCUGAGGUUUAGAUGUGUGCCCAGUCUCACAUGAUUUUUUUUUUCUUUUUUUUUUUUUCUUUUUUUAGAAGUGCACGGUAGUGUACCCCCCAAUCCUUCCUGUUCCUGCCCAGAGCCCCCACUGCAGAUUCUGAAAUAGUGCUAUUCCAUUUGAUGAAAAGCUGUUUCCUUCACUUACAAGAGCUGCACAGUAACCCUACCUCCAUUGGCUCAUGUGCUCUGUUAAGUGGCAACAGGAACGUUAGUUGCCAUGUUCUGUGCAGAGGUUUUUCCUGAUAGGUCAGCGUCUCAAGGAACUCUUUCUACACUUUGUUGUUUCACCUAUGUUUUUGCAUGCACAGAUAAAAUUCCUGAGUUUGGUUGCUGGCCUCUCUCGAGUGUUAUUUUUAUAUAUAUAAAUAUAUAUAUAUAUAUUUUUACUUUGUUCUGUUGUAGGUCUACAAGUCUUCCUUUGUUAGAAAUAUUUAAUUCUCUCUGGCAUGUACAUCUGUAUAUACAUAAAUAUUAUAUGAAGGUUGUGUACAUAAUUAAAAUUGGGGAGGAAUUGUGUGCACGUUACAAGUGUAACGCUAACCCUUUAUACCUAACAUCUAAACUUUUCAGGAUGUGCGCAAUUUACUCAGCCUAAGUUGUAGCAAGCGUUAUUUUACUGAGCUUUUGUAUAUUCCGCAAUGUGUGCUACAAACUAUGUUGUUAUAGUCGAGUAGACUAACUGCUUUUUAUGUCACUUGUUUUAAUUCUGUCUUGAGCCACUGAACAGGACACUAGUUAUGACUUUAUACACUAUGGAGUGCCUUUAGCAGCUUUUUUGUGUUUUUAUGUACUUUACAUCCAUUCCUGGAUAUGGCUGUCGAUACUCAUUUAGGUUACAAUAAGGGUUAAGCUGCCCUGUCUUAUUUCUGUGUUGCAAAUGUUUUGAGCAAUCAUUUCCACAUAUAUUUCCUGUGAACGCGCACUAUUGUCCAAGUUUUAUUUAAUACACUUUUACCUAGAAUGUUAUAUGUCUGUAUAUUGACAUGGAAGCAGUCUCUUCCUUGCAAGCACUUUUUUUUGCAAGGCAGUUAACCUUGCCCAGCAAACAAAGUAAAGUGUUGCAUUUUGGUACUCUGUCCACUGAACAAAAUAAAAGUUGCUUGGUGCCUGA
Messenger RNA from Dermacentor silvarum, 3268 nucleotides. Its product is annotated as spermatogenesis-associated serine-rich protein 2-like. The record is from RefSeq and is a predicted model, not a curated record. Lineage: Eukaryota; Metazoa; Arthropoda; Arachnida; Ixodida; Ixodidae. The transcript is spliced from 16 exons. The coding region runs from base 100 to 1785 and encodes 561 amino acids. Gene Ontology annotation, cellular component: cytoplasm. Gene Ontology annotation, molecular function: ubiquitin binding.